Olea europaea var. sylvestris is the source of this 947-nucleotide messenger RNA. Its product is annotated as sigma intracellular receptor 2-like. The coding region runs from base 155 to 655 and encodes 166 amino acids. Gene Ontology annotation, cellular component: endoplasmic reticulum. The transcript is spliced from 2 exons. NCBI's taxonomy places the organism in Eukaryota, Viridiplantae, Streptophyta, Magnoliopsida, Lamiales, Oleaceae. The record is from RefSeq and is a predicted model, not a curated record.
UCUUGCCAACACAACCCGUUGAGCAUUCAUCGUCAGAUCCCCUUUUUACUCUCAACUAAACAGGAAAGAGGAUUAAAACUGAAAGCAAAACAAACCCAUACACAAAAUCUACGGUAAAAUCAGCCAAGAACAAGAAGAUCAUUGUCAAUUUAACAUGGGUGCUCUCAUUAAGCUCAUUGAUUUAGCACUCUUCAUAUUCUUUUUUGUCAUUGCCUUGGCAGCACCACUUAUCGAUUCUCAAACUUGUCUUCCUCGACACCUAUUUCCGACCGUUUUGAUUGAUAUUAAGAGCUGGUACGGACGUGAAUAUGGGGACUAUUUGAUUGCGGAGAAGCCCCAUUUCUUUGUUGGGCUUGUAUGGGUUGAGCUUCUUUUUCAGUGGCCUCUGGCUGUCGCCUGUCUUUAUGGGAUUGCAGCUGGAAAGUCUUGGCUCAACACCACCUGCUUGCUUUAUGGGGUCUCCACUUCUACUUCUAUGGUAGCCAUACUUUCUGAACUUACAUUGUCUAAAAGAGCAUCUGAACGGCUGUUAACCAUGUACUUCCCCUUUCUUGGGUUUGCUAUUUUAGCAAUAUUACGCGGUCUGACAUCUCAUUCUGGAAAGACCAUGACAAUCGGGAAAAGACCCGUGCUAAAUAGAAAAAAGAGGGCUUGAAGUCUUACGGUUGUGCACUGAGCUGCUGAGAGUAUAUUGCUGUCACUAAUUCCUGAAGACGUUCCUUUCCUUCUCUGUAGUUGGAUAAUUUUUGGUUUCGUUAUCUAGUUGUAAACAAAUUGCUAAAAAUUGAGUUUUUAUUUUAAUUAACUAUCAAGAAAUGACUUUAGUACCACAAAUGGUGGUUUGCUGAUUGAGAUUGUUGUUAGUCAAUAUGCUUUGUAAGCGCAUUCUUCUCUAUUAGUCAAUAUGCAAAAGCACAUUUUCUGAUGUGCUCUUACCUCUUGCUGAA